UGGUAGCAGUAGUGAUAAUAAGAGGAGUUCUACCCAAAAUUUUAACUAUUAACGAACAGGAGAACCUUCAGCACGAAGAACGGGAGAAACGAAGAAGUACUCAAUGUAAUGGAGAUGAACUUCAUAGGCGCGCAUCGGUUUCUUCACAGAGACCAAAAGAUUUAAUUGCAGAAAUAAAUACCA
Messenger RNA from Funneliformis caledonium, 183 nucleotides. Lineage: Eukaryota; Fungi; Glomeromycota; Glomeromycetes; Glomerales; Glomeraceae. The record is from the annotation of a GenBank genome assembly.